Messenger RNA from Electrophorus electricus (electric eel), 3199 nucleotides. It is a transcript of the gene rhbdl1, whose product is annotated as rhomboid, veinlet-like 1 (Drosophila). NCBI's taxonomy places the organism in Eukaryota, Metazoa, Chordata, Actinopteri, Gymnotiformes, Gymnotidae. The record is from RefSeq and is a predicted model, not a curated record. Gene Ontology annotation, molecular function: serine-type endopeptidase activity. Gene Ontology annotation, cellular component: membrane.
AGAGAGAGAGAUUUACACAUUUACAUGUAGGCAGAGGCAGACACACACGCGGCAAGACGGAGGAAGAGAACGCAACGUGAGAGAAAGAAGGGGGACAGUAAAAGAGGGUUGGAGGGAAGAGAUCCAGGGCUGGAUGGUGCCUUCUGGAAAGAGGGGGAAGAAGAGGGCUACUCUCGUAGUUACGUCGUGUGGAAGCGCUCCUACAGUAGAGGCAGAAAGAGCGGGAGAGGGAGAGGGAGAGGGAGAGAGAGGGAGAGAAAGAGGAGGUGAGAAAGAGAGAUCUAGAGGUGCUUGUGGUUGACUGGAGCUCCAGCACUCUGUCCUGGAUUUCCCCCCAGCAAGCUGUUGUGUGUGGGCUACAGGCACAGCGAAUCCCUCUGCUGACUGGAGGAGACCCCGUGAAUACUACUACAGCUCCUGUGUUUGUGUGCGUGUGUGUGUGUGUGUGUGUUUGUGUAUGUGAGGGGGUGUGUACCGCCCUCAUAGGUGCCAAGCCGACUAGGGCGCGCAGCCGGGUGUGAGUGUGAGCAUGUGUAUGGGUGUGUGAGUGUGUGUAUGCAGGCGUGUGUGUGUGUCUUUCUCGUCGCGGCGGUUGGAGAAGCAGGGCCCAGUAUAUGGAUAGGAGCUCUCUGUUUCAGCUCAUUCAAGAGCAGCUGGACCCUGAGCAGACUGGUUUCAUCGCGGUGGAGAACUUCACCAGUCUGGCACAGCAGCAUGAGCUGCAGCUGGACCCCACCAAGCUGGACAUGCUACUCGCACUGGUGCAGAGCGACCAGCAUGGCCACGUGUGCUACCAGGAGCUCAUUGAGCUGCUAAGCAGCAAGCGCUCCAGCAGUUUCCGCCGUGCCAUCGCCAAUGGCCGACGCACGCUGCAGCGAGAGAUCCUAUUGGACGAGACGGGCCUGGGUGUGUACAAACGCUUUGUACGCUACGUCGCAUACGAGAUCUUGCCUUGCGAGACAGACCGCCGCUGGUACUUCCAUCAGAACCGGCUGUGCCCACCUCCAGUAUUUAUGGCCAUCAUCACCAUCGUGCAGAUUGUGGUGUUUAUGUGUUAUGGAGUAAGGCUGAAUAAGUGGGUUCUACAGACGUAUCAGCCAGAAUUUAUGAAGAGCCCACUGGUCUACCACCCAGGACACAGAACACAGGUCUGGAGAUUCCUCAGCUACAUGUUCAUGCAUGUUGGGUUGGAACAGUUGGGUUUUAAUGCACUCCUCCAGUUGAUGAUUGGUGUUCCUCUGGAGAUGGUGCAUGGAAUCCUGAGAAUCAGCCUUCUCUACAUGGCAGGAGUGGUAGCAGGUUCUCUUACAGUCUCUAUAACUGAUAUGAGAGCUCCAGUGGUCGGCGGCUCUGGGGGAGUCUAUGCGCUCUGCUCUGCACAUCUCGCCAACGUCGUCAUGAACUGGGCUGGGAUGAAGUGUCCGUAUAAACUAUUGCGGAUGGUCCUUGCUCUGGUCUGCAUGAGUUCUGAGGUGGGCCGGGCGGUGUGGCUUCGCUUCUCUCCUCCCCUCCCGUCGUCGGGGCCGCAACCCAGUUUCAUGGCGCACCUGUCCGGGGCGGUGGUGGGCAUCAGUAUGGGCCUCCUGAUCCUGCGCAGCUAUGAGGAGUCUCUCCACAAGCAGUGCUCCUGGUGGGUCCUCGUCUUCUCCUUCAUCACCUUCCUCCUCUUCGCCAUUUUCUGGAACAUCUUUGCCUAUGAGCUGCUGGACGUUCAGAUCCCGCCUCCGCCAUGAUGACGUGCCGCCUUGCAGCCCCGCCCCCUCCCUCGGAUGACACGACUACGUUCCGUCUGGCUGUGAACGGCCACGCCUUUUCAGGAGCCGGAUUAUUUUGCCUGCCACGACCAUUUUUGUUAGAGGUUCUGCACCAUUCUACUCCACUCGUCCAAGAGCGGAGGGAUGAAUAAAACGGGACGUGAGAGUGUGAAUGCACAACUUUCAGAAGUGAUACUACCACCCGUUCACCCCACCUUACUCAAAUAUUCUGAACGGACUAUGUCUAAACCCGGAAAGGAAGAUGUGAACGGACUCUAAAAACACUACAGGGCAAAAAAAGUUUCUUCUUUCUUUCUGUUACUGGGUAUCUUAUACACUCCCAUACACUCUAUCAAAUUUCAUUUUUAUGUGUUUUUUUUCUCAGAAGAAAAACGACGAUUUCAAAUGGUGCAUAAAUGUAAUUUUCUCUUAUGGAUCCUGCUGUUCUGGUACUUUGGAAACCUGAAAGGAAAUAUAGUUUGACAUGCUUUCUGACCUUCUGCUGCACACACACACACACACACAUGCACACAAACAUACACAAUCACACACACAAACAUACACAGACAGAUAAUCACACACACAAACACACAUGCACAGAAAAACACAAGCACACAUUAUAGCUGUGAGUGUGGAGUCAAAGGUCAGCUUUUCAUGUGUGAACCUUUGCCCUUCGAUUUCCUGCCUAUUGCAGGUGCAUGGAUGAGGUCAAAAAGUCAGAAGGUCAAGUCUGUGAUGCCUUUAAUAUAGGUUGAGACCACUGAAGCCAGACUGAUUCCCACAGUAACCGUUGCCUUGGUUACCGUUGUGCAGUUGCUAUGGUAACUGUUGUUAAGGUGUGAUAUUUACACCGCCUACUGCCCCCCCCAAAGAAAAAACAACAACAACAACAAAACCAAAACAAUUGGCAACUGAUCAAAGCAACUAAUACUUCAUCUGUGUUGCAGUUUCUGUGCUUUCUCUUCCCCAUUUCCCACUCGGAACUCAGCUGAAGUAUUUCAGUCAACUAAUGAUCCUCUCAGAGAAGAAACCUACAAACACACUACAAUGGGCAUUUUCUGAUUCACUAAUCAAAGUAAGUUGGUUUAAAAUUCUGCAGUGCCAAGUAAUCAUUCGCUAAGCUGCUAUAUCAAAUUGUAUAUUCAAUACUGAAUAUCUUUAUUUUUGUUUACGUUCCUAGAGCUUUGCUGGGGGGUGGGGUGGGCUGUAACAUGGGGCGGCAUUGCCAGAGGACUGAUUUCUGAUCUUUUCUGAAAAGCACGACAAUGUUUCUGACCAAUAUAUGUGUGGUGUUGUGAAUUUUUGUGCCAUAUGUUUAUAUUGGUACCUCUGUUCAUUCAGCUCAUCUUCCUGUGCUUGCGGCUUCUGUUAGCUGUUCACACACGCACACACACUGGUUAGCUGUUCUCACACACACACACACAAACUUCUGAUAACUGCUCUCA